GCAGCAGCAGCAGCAGCAGCAGCAGCGUCAGCAGCAGCAGCGUCAGCAGCAGCGUCAGCGCAGCAGCGUCAGCAGCAGCAGCAGCAGCAGCAGCAGCGUCAGCAGCAGCAGCGUCAGCAGCAGCAGCAGCAGCAGCAGCAGCACCAACAGCAGCAGCAGCAAUGGCAGCAGCAGCAGCAGCAACAGCAGCAGCCGCGGCAAAGUUUGCCUCAUCGCAAACAGACGCAGCUGCAGCUUUCUCCACGACUGCAGCAGCAACAGCAGCAACAGCAGCAGCCGCAGCAACAACAGCAGCAGCAGCCGCAGCAGCUGCUCUGGACAACGGUGGUAAGAAGCUGCCCGUCCCAGCGGCAACGCCAACUGCAGCAGCAACAGCAGCAACAGCAGCAGCAGCAGCAGCAGCAAGGCCAGAAGCGGCUACCAUCGAGGGAGAGGAGCAGUCAGGAGCGGUUACAGCAGUGA
Molecule: messenger RNA, 462 nt
Organism: Anopheles coluzzii
Lineage: Eukaryota; Metazoa; Arthropoda; Insecta; Diptera; Culicidae
Product: ataxin-8-like
Source: RefSeq, a predicted model, not a curated record